AUGCUCGCAAAGUGUAUGAAGAAGUCGGCGUCGCUUGGACAAGUAAUCGCUCAGCGUUAUUCAUCGUCCGGCGAGGUCCGCCGUGUCACCCUCAUUCCUGGAGACGGAAUCGGUCCAGAAAUCUCGGACUCUGUCCAGAAGAUCUUCGAAGCCGCGAACGCGCCAAUCGCCUGGGAUCCCGUCGAUGUGACACCGGUGAAAGGAAGAGACGGAAUCUUCCGCAUUCCAUCGAGAUGCAUCGAAUUGAUGCACAAGAACAAGGUCGGACUCAAGGGACCACUCGAGACGCCGAUCGGAAAAGGACAUCGUUCCCUCAAUCUUGCUGUUAGAAAGGAAUUCGACCUAUACGCCAAUGUUCGUCCAUGCCGUUCUCUCGAUGGUCACAAGACUCUCUACGAUAAUGUUGAUGUCGUCACUAUUCGUGAGAACACCGAAGGAGAAUAUUCCGGAAUUGAGCAUGAGAUUGUCAACGGUGUCGUUCAAUCGAUUAAAUUGAUCACCGAAGAGGCUUCGCGCAACGUCGCCAGCUUCGCAUUUGAGUAUGCGCGCCAAAACGGACGCAAGUGUGUCACCGCUGUUCACAAGGCCAACAUCAUGAGAAUGUCUGAUGGUCUUUUCUUGAGCAUUUGCCGCGAGCAAGCUGCUCUCUACCCGGAUAUCAAAUUCAAGGAAGCCUACCUCGAUACCGUGUGCCUUAACAUGGUCCAAGACCCAUCGCAGUAUGAUGUUCUUGUGAUGCCCAACUUGUACGGAGACAUUCUCUCAGAUUUGUGCGCCGGUUUGGUCGGAGGACUCGGAGUGACUCCAUCCGGAAACAUCGGAAAAACCGCCGCUGUCUUCGAAUCUGUGCACGGAACCGCUCCGGAUAUCGCUGGACAGGACAAGGCCAACCCAACCGCCUUGUUGCUCUCCGCUGUCAUGAUGCUCCGAUACAUGAAUUUGCCGACUUAUGCCGCCAAGAUCGAGAAGGCCGUCUUCGAUGCGAUCGCUGAUGGAAGAGCCAAGACCGGAGAUCUUGGAGGCACUGGAACAUGCUCAUCGUUCACCGCCGACGUGUGCGCUAGAAUCAAGGAUUCCGAUUAG
Messenger RNA from Caenorhabditis bovis, 1083 nucleotides. NCBI's taxonomy places the organism in Eukaryota, Metazoa, Nematoda, Chromadorea, Rhabditida, Rhabditidae. The record is from the annotation of a GenBank genome assembly.